Ornithorhynchus anatinus (platypus) is the source of this 1017-nucleotide messenger RNA. RefSeq names its product chymotrypsin-like elastase family member 2A. Gene Ontology annotation, biological process: proteolysis. The record is from RefSeq and is a predicted model, not a curated record. Bases 1 to 942 code for a protein of 313 amino acids. Gene Ontology annotation, molecular function: serine-type endopeptidase activity. NCBI's taxonomy places the organism in Eukaryota, Metazoa, Chordata, Mammalia, Monotremata, Ornithorhynchidae. The transcript has 9 exons.
AUGGCCGCGAGCAGAGCAAAAGGAGAAGUGGGUCUAGGAGGGGAAAUUACCGAGCUAACAGGAAACCAAGUCGAUAAGAACACAGCAGCUGGGAGUAAGCACAUAAAGCAAAGAUUAGCUGGACAUCAGCACCUCGUUUGGCCUCAACUGCCCCCCGAAUGUGCGGACACAGGAGCCCUCGGCUGUGGGGUCCCCACCUACGAGCCCAACCUGUCCAGAGUGGUCGGAGGCGAAGAUGUGAGGCCCAACAGCUGGCCUUGGCAGGUCUCCCUCCAGUACCUCUCGGGUAGCAAAUGGCAUCACACGUGUGGUGGAACUCUCAUUGACAACAACUGGGUGAUGACGGCUGGUCACUGCAUUGGCUCACGUACCUAUCGAGUGCUGAUUGGGAAACACAGCCUUUCUUCAGAUGAACAAGGAACCAUUAUCUCCGAUGUCCAGAAGAUUGUGGUCCACCCUCAAUGGGACUCAAGCAAGCUUUCCAAUGGGAAUGACAUCGCCUUGAUCAAACUUGCCCAGCCUGUCAGCCUGUCCAGCAAAAUUCAGCUGGCCUGCCUCCCGCCUGCCAAUGCUAUCCUGCCCCAUAACUUCGCUUGCUAUGUCACUGGCUGGGGAAGACUACAGACCGGUGGAGCUCUUCCCGACAUCUUGCAGCAGGGUCGUUUGCUGGUGGUGGACUUCGAGACUUGCUCCAGUUCCGGCUGGUGGGGCAGCUCUGUGAAAACCAACAUGGUCUGUGCUGGGGGAGACGGGGUCAUCUCCAGCUGCAAUGGAGACUCCGGAGGCCCCCUGAACUGUCUGGGAGAUAACGGCCAAUGGGAAGUGCACGGCGUCGUCAGUUUCGGCUCCGCCUUGGGCUGCAACUACUACCGCAAGCCCUCCGUCUUCACUCGCGUCUCCAACUACAACAGCUGGAUCAAUGAGGUUAUUGCAAGUGACUAACUUGGAACGACCUAGGAGUAAGACCAAGACCUAAAAGAAUUGCGAAGGAGAAAAUAAAGCAUGAAAUGAAUUAAA